AAUUCUUUAUUCAUUUAUUGAUGUCAUGUCAAACCUGUACGAGUUUCUUUCUUCUGCAGAACACAAAAGAAGAUAUUUUGAAGAAUGUUGAUAAUCGAACAUUGACUUCCAUUGUAUGAGCACAAUACCAUUUCUCAAAAUAUCUUCUUUUGUGUUCCACUGAAGAAAGACACACAGGUUUACAACCACAUGAGAAUGAGAAUAAAUGAUGACAGAAUUUUGAUUUUUGGUUAUCUAUACAAGUAUGUCUGUAUUUCUGUUGUACAUUUUUGUUGAUAAAUAUGUGUGCAUUCACAUUUCACCCAAGACGGUUUGUAGUACAGAAACAAGCAAGAGGAAGAAAAACAGAUUCAGUGUACAGGUGAUACCACGAACUGAGGUUUAUUCACAGCUUCAGUGCUACAGUUCCUUUACCACGCGCAUAUCACCUGAGUUGUGGCUGAAAGUGUGUCUUCCUGCCGAGGCCUCUUUCCUGGCAGAAAUGUACACACCAAACCACACAUGCAAAUGAUGCAACGGUGCGUGUCCCCGUGCAAACAUGAACUGACUGAGGGGACUUUAAAAACCAUGCUGUUCUUUAUCAUCUCAAUCUUUCAUCUAUCACACAAAUCAUUCAUUCACAAAUGCAAUUCAUACAGUAUUUUCUCACUAUCAAAAAAAUCCAUUCAUUUCUAAUCUAAUAGUUGAAUGGUUUAUCAGUUCUUAUAGCGUCCUACAUGCGAGUUUUACUCUGUCGCACGGUACUGUUGUCACUGAGUAAAAGUCUAUUAAAUGACCCUUUGAAGAAAUCUCAGAUCAACUACUGCUGACUUAUACGCAAGUAUGUCAUUAAAAUGAUGUACAACAUUAAGAUGAUAAACCGGUCUUAAAGUGAUGGCCAUCGGUUUGAUUUGAUAAACAUGGCAUGAAAAACACUGAGAAUGGAAAACUGUUGUAAGAAAGCAUUGAAUGCAUGUGCAAAGGGGAGUAAAGUUGUUGUUUUCAGCAGCACAGGCUGUGGUAAAACCCUUUCCUUUGGUCUUUGUCUUCAAAGUUAGAAGCGGUGCUUCACCGUGUUAACACACGACGUACAGAGCUCACGUACUCACUGUCGAUAGAGCAGUCCUGUAGAACCUUCCGAGAGACAGAAAUCAUGAAGGCAUUUCACGUUUUUUGUCCGGCUCUGCUGAUCUGGUCGUGUCACAUGCAGAUGAGCUGGUCAAACUCGACGGCCUUCUACCAAGAUGACGACAAACCCUCAACACCAUACGAGUAUUCCACAGAGAUGGAUUACAGCGGCUUGGAAUUCAUUUGCGAAAAGGACUCCAACCGCAUCUUCCGUACCUGGUUCCUACCCACCAUCUACACCGUCAUUUGUCUCCUGGCUCUCUUUGGGAACUUUCUGGUCAUCUUGACCUACCUCUACUUCAAACGGCUGAAAACCAUGACCGACGUAUAUUUGUUUAAUCUGGCAUUGGCUGACCUGCUGUUCGCCAUUUCUCUUCCCUUCUGGGCCGCCAGUUUCAUGAGCAAAUGGCAUUUGGGUCUGUAUCCGUGCAAGGCCAUGUUUACCAUCUACAAGGUCAGCUUCUUCAGCGGCAUGUUCCUUCUCACCUGCAUCAGCGUCGACCGCUAUUUCUCCAUCACCAAGGCCGUCUCCGCCCAUCGUUGCCGCAACAGCGCAGUGUAUUAUGGCCAGGUGUCUUCUCUGGUCACCUGGGUGUUGGCGGUGGUCUUUUCCAUACCUGACAUGGUGUUCUCUGAGGUCAACAUCAACGGCACGUGCGUGGCAAACGGCAAGCGCUUCGUAAACUACCACAGCAGCAUGCUGGUGAGUCAGAUGGUCCUGGGCUUCAUACUUCCAGCCGUCGUCAUGGUGUUCUGCUACGUCAGCAUCAUCAAAACGCUCACCCAAGCCAAGAACUUUGAGCGGAAUAAAGCCUUCAAGGUCAUCAUCGCUGUGGUCGCCGUCUUUGUGUUCAGUCAGCUUCCCUAUAACGUGGUCAUGGGGGUGACCACGCAGGAAACGACGGACUGCCAUAAAGACAACAGUCGCCUUUACGCCAUGGACGUGACGAGAGCCGUGGCUUUCCUGCGCUGCUGUGUCAAUCCCUUCCUGUACGCCUUCAUCGGGGUGAAGUUUCGCAACGAUCUCCUGAAGCUACUGAAGGACUUGGGCUGUCUCAAGAAGAGCCAUCUCCAGUACGCUCGCUGUGGAAGACGACGAUCCUCGGUUGCCCUGGAAACGGAAACCACGUCGUUCUCUCCCUGAAUCAUUCCAAUGCUUCGCCAUUUACUCCCUGCUGAAAUGCUUGGUUAGCUUCUUUCAGAUAAUACUGAAGUGAAAGUGUAAGGUGAAACACCGCCGUGCUUUGUUUUUUGUACAGUGCAAACCCGUUCCUGCUUUGUAACCGAGAGCCUUUGACUUCUUGUUUCUGACAUUCUUUGAAAAGAUGAUUUGAGAGAACAAGGCCUUCGGUACAUGUACAGAUGUAAAUACACACGUGACUCAUUAACAGUAAAACAAUGAGCAAAUGUUCUUUUCUUUUUUUUUACAGCACUCUUUGAUCAUAUUGUCAAACUGAAUAAAUCUUAAUAU
Molecule: messenger RNA, 2578 nt
Organism: Triplophysa rosa
Lineage: Eukaryota; Metazoa; Chordata; Actinopteri; Cypriniformes; Nemacheilidae
Gene: ccr7
Product: chemokine (C-C motif) receptor 7
Exons: 3
Coding region: 1133-2251 (372 amino acids)
Biological process (GO): G protein-coupled receptor signaling pathway; chemotaxis; immune response
Cellular component (GO): membrane
Molecular function (GO): C-C motif chemokine 19 receptor activity; chemokine (C-C motif) ligand 19 binding; chemokine (C-C motif) ligand 21 binding
Source: RefSeq, a predicted model, not a curated record